ACUUUGGAGUACUGCUGGGAAGUAACAGCAGCAAUAUUUGCGUGUGAUUAUAACUGCGAUUUCCUUUGAAGACGAUCUUUUUCUGGAAAGAAGAGACUGAAAUCGAGAGGUCUAUUAGUAAAGUUUCUCUGUGAAGAAUAGGGACUUGCAUGGAUUUAUUAUUCAGCUSAUGCAAAGUUUUCUGACUCAUGCUAAGAAGUUUUAGACUGGGAAUACCUUCUAUAAACUUGAUUAUUUGGGUAUGUUUAAAGAUCAGCUUACUUAUGUCUUUUUUAUUGACUAAGYUGCAGUUCUGUUACAGGUACCAGCCUCUAUUAUCAUCCUAACAGAUGUGWUCUAGAGGACUCUUUAAAGAAGAAGGUACUAGAGCUCAAAAGUUCCAGUGUUAUGGUAGGAAAGAAGUGAUUCAUUGUGAGCAGCUCAAAAGCAAGAAUAAAGAUGUAGAGAAUCUUCUAGAAUUGGGUUCCCAUCAGUGUGUUGAAAUGGAAAGGUGUGAAAGCAAAGAGCUGGAUGUUGAAAUAAGGAAUCUGAUAGAGAGGACUAAAACUUCCCAGUUGUGUGAGAACCCGGGACCUAUUGCCCAAGAGUGUCCGAACAAGCAGGGAACUUCACRUUCCCUUAAGACCUAUAGUGAAUCAAAUGCUCCAGUCCCUUCUGGAUGUGCAUGGGCAGAUGUGAGUGAAAUGGAAGCAUCACCUGACCAGUUAAAAUCAAAGCACAUAUUAUUGACCAAAAAGAAGACUGUAACAGCUGAUUGUGUGGAACAACGCAUCCUCUCACUGGAGAGACAGAGACGAGAGCUACUGGAGGUGAACAAGCAAUGGGAUCAUCAGUUUAGAAGUAUGAAGCAGCGCUAUGAAAAAAAGCUGGUAGAAAUGAAAGCAAAACUUGACAUGUCACAGAGGAGAGUCAGCGAGCUGGAGGAAGAGAGGCAUCAAAAUCAUCCAGAAAAUGAGAGCUGGCAGUUCCUGGGCAGAGAUGGGCCGUUGCAGGAAACGAAAGAAAUAAGGAUCCUCACUGGYGCCCUCCAUGAAAUGAAGGAAGAGAACAAGCUCCUGAAGGAAAAAAAYGUCUCAAUGAUAAAGAAGAAAGAACACUAUGAAUGUGAAAUAAGUCGUCUCAAUAAGGCCCUUCUGGAUAUGUUGAAAAAGCAGCACUCCUCUGCUCUUGAGACUCCCUCAGCAAAACUGGAUAAGAACAGCCUUGAGGACAUGCGAACCCAGCUUGAAGUUCUUAGACAGCAGGUACAAAUAUAUGAAGAGGACUUCAGGAAGGAAAGAUCUGACAGAGAAAGACUUAAUGAAGAAAAAGAAGCACUGCAGAAGAUGAACAAGGGUUUACAGUCUCAACUGAAUAAACUAAAUUCUCAGAUUAAGGCCUGUCUCAAAGAAAAGGAACAACUAGAACGGCAGUUACAGCAGCAGACAAAAGACCUCCCAGUAAAGGCUGAGCAGCCCAGCUUCCCACCUCCAGUCUUUCUUUCACCCUGUGUUAAUUAUGGGAACUGUGGAUUGCUUCUUCAUUAUCAAGAUCCUCGAGUACAUCCAAAAUCUUGUGGAACACGUGAACAGCAACAGCACUCACCAGACUAUCAGUGGUAUGUUCCUGACCAGCUUCCGCCAGAUGUGCAGCACAAGGCAAAUGAUACAUCUUCAGAGAAAGGAGCCCAUCCCUGAUGACCUAUGACCUGCAGAAGCAUAGACCAAAGACUGCAAACUAGUCUUGCAUCUUCAUUAUUAUGUUUUGUUGUGACUUAUUUUUGCUCCUAGCUUCUUAUCUCUGCAGUGCAUAUUACUUAUGCCUGAUGAAAUCCUUGCAAGAACAAUAGAAAAGCGGCUCAUUCAGGCUAGUGAUCCUCAGGAUCCAGCUAAACUCUGCUGGGAAGCAUCAYUGCCCUUUGUUCUGAAGAUGCUGUUUGUGCUGGCUAUGAGAACCUAUUAAAAUGCCUUAUGAUAAAAGAUGCAGUUAUUGCUGGGGAUUCAGAAACUGCCACAUCUGUUUCAAAUUCAAGGGCUUUAAGCCCAAUAGUGUUGUGAUAUUUUUUUUUGUUUGAAAAUUACAGUCCUUUUUAUUUGAUUCUUGGGAAUGAUUUGUUGAUGUACGCUCUUGAAUUCUGUACUCUUUUCUUCUUGGUUGUUUGGUAAAAAGGAAAUCUGCUUUACUGUUUUAACACACUUGUGUAAUUGAAAUCAGGGUAUUAUGGAUAGCAUGCCACGUAGACUGCCUUACUCCCAUUUUGAGUCAAUGCUAGCUCUGCUUUUGAUUUGGCUCCAAAAGUAUAUGAAAAACAUAAUCAGAUUGUUACAUGUACUUAUUUGUAUCAAUAGAAUAUUAAUAUAAGUAUUUCAUGGGUUUAACUUCUCUGUGAAAAUGCCUUUAUAUUUCCAGAUGAUUCUAGUAAAGAAUUUGACUGUAGUGAUUCUGAACAUAGUUGUGUGACGUGUAUUCUGAGAAUAUAGCCUUCGUUUGUAAGUGAACAUGUAUCUGUAAAACUAUGAAACUUCUCAGAAACUAUGAAAUUUCAUAUGAAAUUAUGAGACUAAAACUUUUCAGAAAGUUGUGGUGAUGGAUGCUCAGCAGACAUUGCCCGGCAGUCUGCUUGCAAGGUUGUCUCUUCCCUUCAGGCUUUUUUAACAGCAUAGUUUCUGGAAGGUAGGUACCAAAACCUCCUGGAAUUCCCGGUGCAAGAAGGAACCAAGAUUUUUGCACCAGGAGGAGAAAGUCAUGUGAAAUGUCCUCUGUACUUUUCUGGUGACUCAGAAGUAGCUAAUGAGAGUUGAAAAUCCUAUUAAAAACACCAGAGCUGUGCAAAGGCCGAGUGGUCAGAGAUUGUCUGCACAUGUGACUUCUACUUUUAGAACUUAAAGGUCUCUG
This is a messenger RNA of Nothoprocta perdicaria, 2874 nucleotides long. It is a transcript of the gene TNIP3, whose product is annotated as TNFAIP3 interacting protein 3. The coding region runs from base 330 to 1676 and encodes 448 amino acids. The transcript has 14 exons. The record is from RefSeq and is a predicted model, not a curated record. Gene Ontology annotation, biological process: cellular response to lipopolysaccharide; regulation of transcription by RNA polymerase II. Lineage: Eukaryota; Metazoa; Chordata; Aves; Tinamiformes; Tinamidae.